UGAGACUCACCGAGUACAAUAGAUGGUACUGACGUUCUUUUUUGGGAAACUACGUUGGUCUGCAGUACAACGUAGGAACUGAUUUUGCAGGCGAGCAAGCUAUGGGUUAGGACUUCCUUCUCUUUUAGUGCUAUUGAAAUGGCUCAUACUCGCAACUCUAACACCAACACUCAGGAUGCUGCUCAAGAAACUAUUGCUACCAUUGUGGCUCAAGGCAGAACUAAAAAGGCUCCAACUCAGAAAAGGAAAAGUAAAUCCAUAAAGGGUGUUCAAGUACCCCGGGUUGAACAUGAAGAAGGGGUAGAGCAUGAUGAUCCAGUACCUCAGGAUCCAAUGCCGCCCCCAACAGCAGCUCCCGCUCAGGCAACUAUAUCUUCCGAGAUGGGUCAGAUGUUUAAUACUGUCAAUAGUGCUAUGGAGAUGUUUAAAUCCUUUAUGGCCAACCAGAACAAGAGAACAGAUGAGAUUCCAUCUCAAUCAAAUAGACAGAACAAUUCUGAGUCCUCAAGAGUGAAUGCAUUUUUAAAGUUGAGUCCUCUAGUGUUCCAUGGUUCUAUAGUUGAUGAAGAUCUAAUAUUGUGGCUGGAGGGUGUCAAGAAAGCCCUCUGAGUGAUGAAAGCAUUUGAUGAUGAAGCUGUGGAGCUGGUUGCUCACCAGCUUAGAGAUGUGGCUGGCACUUGGUUUUAGAUGUGGCAAAAGGAAAGAGAUGAAGAUGAUGGUCCGCCUACAUGGGAAGAAUUUGAAGAGGCCUUCAUGGCUAACUUUAUCCCAGAAGAGGAUAGGAAAGCUAAGGCUAUAGAGUUCGAACAGCUAAAGCAAGGGAAUAAAAAUGUGCAAGAGUACUACAUUGAAUUCAUAAGGUUAGCUAAGCAUGCUGCUCACAUGGUUAAGAUAGAAAAAGCAAAGAUUCGUAGGUUUGUUGGCGGUUUAGCUUACCGCAUUAAGGAUACGACAUCAGCUACAUCAGUAGGGAUGACAGCCUUCUCCUCUGUUGUGGGAUUUUCCAAGCACUUAGAAAAAGACAGACAUCAAAAGAGAGAAGAAAAAAAGCAUAACAAGAAAGCCCGGAUAGCGGGCAGGUUUAAUGGUACAUCCAGCGGAGGUGGAAGGGAUUCCUCUAAUAAGGAGUCAUUAGCACCAGCUCAGUCUAGUCAUCAGUCAGGUAGUGGGUCUUCCUUCAGACAUACUCAGAGUUAUGGAAAUCAAUCUCUCUAGAAUCAGAAUUUUAGGACAUCAUCCUCGCAUAGCCAAAGUCAGAAUGAGCAACAUUCACACCAACAAGGUCUUUGUGGAACAUGUAAGCGACAACAUUCAGGUCAGUAUAAGCUCGGGUUUCAUGGUUGCUAUCACUAUGGAGACAUUGGUCAUAUAAAAGCCAACUGCCCAAAGUUGCGAGGUAAUUUAAGUGGUGGAUCAACUCGUCCUUCUAGUUCCUCAGCUACUGCAGUUGCACCACCUCAGGCUCGUGGUUCUCAUAAUCAGACCGGGCAUGGGGCAGGUAAAGGUGUAGAUUGAGUUACUCAGGGAGAGGACAACCCCGUUUGUUUGCUACACUUAAUCGUCAGAGUGCAGAGGCAUCUACAAAAGUUAUUACAGGUAUACUUCUAGUCUGCUCACGUGAUGUUUAUGCAUAAUGGAUCCAGGUUAAACGUUUUCAUAUGUGACUCCAUACUUUGCAAUUAACCUCGGACUAGAACCUGAACAACUUAGUGAGCCAUUCCUAGUAUCUACUCCAGUUGGCGAGUCAGUGAAAGUCACAAGAGUCUAUAGAGGUUGUAUAGUUUCAGUCCAAGGUCGCAACACCAAAGCCGAUCUUAUAGAGUUAGAAAUGGUGGAUUUCGAUGUGAUCAUGGGUAUGGAUUGCUUAUCUUCUUUCCAUGCCAUGUUAGAUUGUCAUGCCAAGAUAGCCAGGUUCCAAUUUCCAAAUGAAGAAGUCUUAGAGUGGAAGGGUUUAGUUCAGCAUCGCUUGUAGGUAAGUUUAUUUCUUACCUUAAGGCACAAGGAAUGAUCAGUAAGGGGUAUCUCGCUUAUUUGGCUCACAUCAUUAAUCUAGAAUCAGGACCACUAGCUCUUCAAUCUGUGCCAGUUGUUAGAGAAUUUCUAGAAGUUUUCCCAGAUGACCUUCCCGGACUUCCUCCUAAAAGAAUCAUACAUUUUGGCAUUGAUCUCAUGUCAGGCACUCAGCCCAUAUCUAUACUCCUUAUAGGAUGGCUCCAGCAGAACUUGAUGAUUUGAGAGAACAGUUGAAAGACCUCAUUGACAAGGGCUUCUUCAGGCCGAGUGUUUCACCUUGGGGUGCCCCGGUCCUGUUUGUCAAGAAGAAAGAUGGGUCUCUCAGAAUGUGCGUCGACUAUCAACAGUUGAAUAAAGUUACCAUUAAGAACAAGUACCCGCUGCCAAGAAUUGAUGAUUUAUUUGAUCAAAUUCAGAGUGCAAAGUACUUUUCAAAAAUAAACUUGAGGUCAGGGUACAAUCAGUUGAGAAUUAGGGAAGAAGAUAUAUCUAAAACAGCCCUUCGAACUCGCUACGGGUACUAUGAAUUUCUAGUGAUGUCUUUCGGGUUGACAAAUGCUCUAGCUGCAUUCAUGGACCUCAUGAACAGAGUUUUCAAGCCAUUCCUGGAUACCUUUAUUGUUGUGUUUAUAGACGAUAUUUUGGUGUACUCUAAGAGCAAGGAAGAUCAUGCAGAACACCUCAGAUUAGCCUUGCAGACCUUGAAGGAGAAUGAGAUUUAUAUCAUGUUUUCAAAAUGUGAA
Messenger RNA from Nicotiana tabacum (common tobacco), 2756 nucleotides. NCBI's taxonomy places the organism in Eukaryota, Viridiplantae, Streptophyta, Magnoliopsida, Solanales, Solanaceae. The record is from RefSeq and is a predicted model, not a curated record.